Egretta garzetta (little egret) is the source of this 1218-nucleotide messenger RNA. RefSeq names its product chromobox 2 (gene CBX2). The record is from RefSeq and is a predicted model, not a curated record. The coding region runs from base 1 to 1218 and encodes 405 amino acids. Gene Ontology annotation, biological process: negative regulation of transcription by RNA polymerase II. Gene Ontology annotation, cellular component: heterochromatin; PRC1 complex. NCBI's taxonomy places the organism in Eukaryota, Metazoa, Chordata, Aves, Pelecaniformes, Ardeidae. The transcript has 5 exons.
AUGGCUUACCGGAGACGGCACCGCCCGGGCUUUGCGCACAACAGCUGGGAGCCCGAGGAGAACAUCCUCGAUCCAAGACUCCUCCUCGCUUUCCAAAAGAAGGAACACGAAAAAGAAGUGCAGAAUGAACCAGAGAUGCCUGCAAAAACAAAGUCAAGUAGCUCCUCUUCCUCCACAUCCUCCUCGUCCUCCUCGUCCGAUGAAGAGGAUGAAAGUGACCUGGAAGCAAAGAGAGGUCCCCGCAGCAGAGAGACUCACCCGGUACCGCAGAAGAAAGCUCAGAUCCUGGUGGCGAAGCCCGAAAUGAAAGACACUUCCAGGAAGAAGCGUGGGCGGAAACCUCUUCCCCCAGAGCAGAAAGCAGCUCGAAGGACGGUGAACCUGACAAAGGUGCUGAAAACGUCCCGGAAGGAGGUGGGCAGCAGCACCAAGCUGGUGGGGAAGCUGCAGCCCCAGCACAGCACGCAGGGCUCGGGCACGGCCGUGCCGAAGGACCCACCGGGCGCCUUGGCUGGGCUCAGCUCGGGGGGGUCAUCCACAGAAAACCUGCCCAACAUGAUGAAGAGCGGCUCCACGAGCCCAACCCGGGCCAUCAGCUGGCAGAGCUCCAUCGUGCACUACAUGAACAGGAUGUCCCAAAGCCAGAACUCGGCAGAGACCUCGCCCCUGAGCAGGCUGGCACUGAAGUCCCAGGCAUCCAGUAAGAGCGGCUUAGGGCUUGACUUAAAAAUGAGGAACCAGAAAGGAUCUGGGGAGCUUGGGCUGAGCAUGCAGGGACCCAAGACUGCCAAGGCUCCUAGUGGUGGCGCCGGAGGGGACCAGAAAUCGGGGUUUGCUGCGGGAAGCCAAAUGCUGCACAACGGCAGCAAGAUCAGCAAGAACGAGAAGCAGGCGCACCGGGCAGGCGAUAGAGACUUGGCCAAAAGCGGCACAGCCGGCACGCAGGAGGGGCACGCGGCCGCGGAGAACCGCAAGGCGGCCGCCCUUUCCGAAAUGAGCACGGGCGAAGAGACCAGCUCAGAUUCAGACCGGGAUUCCGCUUCCUUCCCGGGCGUGGGUCAGAACAUGUCUGUCUCUAUCCAGACCAGCCAGGACUGGAAACCCACCCGCAGCCUGAUCGAGCACGUCUUUGUCACCGACGUCACCGCUAACCUGAUCACAGUGACGGUCAAGGAGUCCCCCACCAGCGUCGGGUUUUUCAACCUACGGCAAUACUGA